Molecule: messenger RNA, 4962 nt
Organism: Amblyraja radiata (thorny skate)
Lineage: Eukaryota; Metazoa; Chordata; Chondrichthyes; Rajiformes; Rajidae
Product: synaptotagmin-like protein 2
Exons: 21
Coding region: 599-4876 (1425 amino acids)
Biological process (GO): exocytosis; intracellular protein transport
Cellular component (GO): plasma membrane; exocytic vesicle
Molecular function (GO): neurexin family protein binding; small GTPase binding
Source: RefSeq, a predicted model, not a curated record
AUAUCACAAGCAAUAGAGAUCCCAGCACAGAUCUCUGCAUAACUCCACUGGUCACCGACCUCCAGCCUGAACAACACCCUCCACCACAGCCCUCUUGUCUUCUAUCAGUAAGCCACUUCUGAAUCCAUACAACAAAGUCACAGUGAAUCCCACGCAUCUUACUCUUCUAGAUCAGUCAACUAUGGGGAACUUUAUCAAAUGCCUUACUGAAACAACAAGCAGAACAAUGUGCAGAAGUCAUCUUUGAGGAGAAAAAGUAACUCUUAAUACCUGCGAAUACCCACGAAAAAAUCUACCAAAGUUGUCACUGAAGUUGCUUUCAUCUGAAGCAAAUCCUCGUUAUUCUUGGAUACGGACAAGUCGUCUUCCAUCUUCAAAGCAGAAGACUGAACGUAAUAAAUGAAAGUGAAUCUCUUUGGGUUGGGGAAGGGGGGAUCUAUAUUGCUGGAAUUUGUGACCCAAUUGUGAUCUUUGAACGGCUGAAUUGGUUUGAGCAUUCUCUGUGAAUCCAGUAAAGUUGGAAGGAGUGGUGCGCUGGAUUGUGUUUCCUGCAACAUCGUCACACCCAGCCUUUACCCCCGCGAGAUGCAAUAACGGAAUGAAGGACGCGAUGGCUAAUAAUCUGGACCUCAGUUUUCUGACUGACGACGAGUAUCAGGCGGUGCUGAAGGUCAUUCAGAGGGAUUUGGAUCUCAAGCACAAGGACGGUGAACGGAUUAGGACUGUACAGAAAUCCAUUCAAGAUGAGAAGCAAAGGAAGCUGGUCACCGGACAGUGGUUUGACGAGGUUAAAGCGAAACGAUACAGGAAUGCUGUAAUUGGAGUGGAUCUGAUCAAGGCCUCGAUGAGAAGGGGGAAACCUGUAACACAUGAGACUACUGUAAAGACUGAACUACAGCAAGUUCAUCAAGCUCCAUCGAGUCGAAUAUUGUCUCAGGGGUCAAAAUAUCGAAGUACAAGCGUUUCAACUGAGGAAACUACUGAAGAAUCUCCAGGGGAGGGAGAAAAAAUCACAGCAAAACAACAAAUUAAACCAUGGUCAACAUUCCACAAAGAAGCUCAGAGGACGUCACAAAACGAUUCUUCGGAAAGCAGCAGCGAUGAUUCAAGUACUAUACAAGUUACCCCCGAAACACUCAAAAAGGGCCAGCAAAGAGAUUUCGCAGAACCUAAUGUCUCCGCUACGAUAUCUGAGCCUAUUUCUGAAAGGCAGAGGCAAAACAAGACUAUAAGUAUUCAGCAUCCACAAAUCUACCGGACACGCAACAGUUCGGACAUCUCCACCCAAUUACCGAUAAAAUCCACUUCCAAUGUUUCUCGAAUGCCAAGGAGAAUCAAUUCUGUGGGUACUUCAGAAGAGUUGUGCAGAACUGGGGAACCAGCAUCUCCAAAUGGCAAUACCUUAGAGCAGGCCCACUUAAGUGGUCAUGACGGAACUCCUACAGAUUCCAGGCCAGCCAAACCAGUCAGAGUUCACACCCAGCCUGACGUGACCCAAGCCAACCUGUGUAAUAAUGAGAGCAGGGGCCCGGCCUCCGCUUCAGUAGGUAGCAACACCCGGAUUCCAAGAGCGCAGAACCAUUUAGAGUUCACAGAAGAAGCGCGGAAGGUUCCAGAAGAAUCGGAACACAGUGAUCUGAACGGGCUAGGACAUUUUGCCGCCACCACUGUACCGUCUCCAGUGCAGGAGAAUGUCCUGGACAAUCAAAAACCAAAGAAGCCUGUGGCGGUUCGUUAUAAAGGCGCACCAACCUACCAGAUCUCAGCAGCUGGUGACAAAAAGAAAAUGGGUUCCUCGAAUGCUACCCACAUUCCAAAACGGAAAAACCGAUGGAAGGAAAGUGAAAAUGUAUCUGCUGAGAAACUGGAAGAUCUUGCUCCUGAGCCAGUUGGUUCGCAACGACUCCCUGAAGCCAUUGCUAGCGAAGACCUCCAGCCACUUGAAAGACUGAACCUAUCACCAACAUCGCGGAUUCCAAGACUUAAAAAUAUUUCAGAAACAGCAGGUGAAAAUUCAAAAGCAUCUAGUGAAGAACUGAAGCAAUCAAGUAAAGAGUUGCCAGGUAAGAACAGACCUGAUAGAAUAACUGACCAAGGAAAGGCUGCCUUCCAACCUGCUAGCAGAAUAGCUAAAUAUCAGUCAACGUCCUCAGAUGACGAGGGAGAGAAAGGUCUUAAUCCAGGUACCAUGUUCACCAUAAGUGCCUUAAGCAAUAAGCAUCCUGAAGAGGAAGCACUCACUGAUCCCAGACAUUUUAAAAACCUGAAGCAUUUUUGGGAAAAAGGAGUUGAUUCCAGUAACGGAAACAAUGAUACUUCCAAAAUUCCGUUCAGAAAGGUUAGAUCACCAGAUCACAGGAGCAGCCCGACCAAAAUGAAACUCUCCACAGAGGUUGAAUCAGAGUCCGAUGUGCCUAGCAGGGAAAGUCUCCCAACUGGCAUCCCUUCUAAGUUGGAGCGAGGGGGAAACCUGUCAGGUCCUUCUACCUCUGAGGAAGAUGAAAAAGUUGUGCCGUUGGCUAGGACCAGCAAGUUGGCUCCAAUUCCCACUCCGAGAAUCAGUACAGCGAUCAAACUGAAGAAGAAUGAUGCCUCGGGGACUAACUGGGAUAAAGACCCAGAAGCAAAUGCGCCCAUGGUUGCUAAAGCAUCCGAAACAAUUGUCCAAAGAACUCACAGCAGUGAUGAUCAGUCAAAAGAUUCCGUUGUCCUGGAAUCCAUAGGACAGGCAAGACCCACAGCCACAAGGUUGUCCAGCAACUCCAGUUUGGACGAAUCUUUGCCCAUCACGAAAAAUAAUCAAAGCGCUUCUCUUGAUGUGAUGGAGAAACCCGUGGAAGAGGAGUUUCUCCCAGUGAAAGAGAACGCAAGAAAGGAGAUGCACGAAAAGCUAAUGAAGUUGGCAGCUGAGGCAGCCUUAUGUGACCCAGCACCCAUGAUGCGGCCCACUGUGAUACAGGCCGAUGUGGACAUUUGCAAGGAGAGCCCGGGACCUUCUGACAGUAGUCACAAGCACGAGAUCAGGACCUCCUUGGAAGGUGGCACAAUAAACCUCCAAGAAGAAUGCCCUGCUUCUCCAAAGGAAAAAGUAGAGGAAGCCACAGCAAACGUUGUGUCCAGCGCGCCCAUGUUAGAACCAGACACGGUCCCGGUAGGGGAUGAAUGGGUCAACAGUUCUCCAACGAGCCAGGUGGAAGAGCUGGUGAAUCGCUCACCAGAUAUAGAGAUAACUGAACGUGAGGCUGUCAGGAACUUUGAUAAGCGUAUGAUGCCGGGACGUGUAAAUGAAGAAUCAACAAUACACUGUAAGAAAGCGCGUUCUGGAGAUGUAGAAGUGCAAGCAUUGCCUACGGAAGAACUCCAAUUGCCAGCCAAUUUUCUCCCCAUUGUGGAUAAGAAGCCUCUCGGCCUCAGUGAUACACACAACGAUGAUGACCCAACAUUCAACGCAGCAAACAGAAAUCAGGAGAAGGACUCUUCAAAUGGCGUUCAUUGUGUGGAUGAUUCGGAGAGUAACAAUGAUUUUCAGACGAUAGAAUCAGGACCUACCUAUGGAUUAUCUCCUGUGAUGAGGGCUUUAGCCAGAGCCAGGAAAGCUAACGCUAAGAGUAUGGACAACCUCAACUCUACUCUAGACAGGGAAACGAUCGAUUCCUCGGUGCAUGAGAACGAAACAAAAGGCGAUGGUGAGAGAUUGAGCAGUGACCAGUCAUCGGCUGAUGAUAAGUCAUCUGUAAUGAGGACUUCAGUCUUGGAGAACACCAGGGUGAAGGAACUGAGCAAGUCUGUCCCAAUGCUGAUAUAUGAGAGCGAAUCUGAUUCAGCUUCAGAGAUCAGCUUCAACGUUGGAUGGCACAGGAAGACUCCGAGUGAUGCCAGCCACUCUUCAGAUAUGGCAUCAGUAUCUUCGGUGAGUGGAAGCAUCAUGAGCGUUUACAGUGCUGAUUUUGGGAGCAUUGAUGCCCAGGGCUCUGUUCGGUUUGCUCUGGAUUACAACGAGAAGAAUAAAGAGUUCCAAAUCUAUGUGAGUCAGUGUAAGGAUCUUGCCAUGGUGGAUGAGAAGAAGGGUCGGACAGAUGCGUAUGUAAAGACCUACUUGCUUCCAGAUAAGGCACGCAUGGGCAAGAGGAAGACUUCUGUCAAGAAGAGAAACACUAGUCCUUUCUACAAUGAAAUAUUGAAGUAUAAAAUUGAGAAGAGCGUUCUCCUGAUCCAAAGACUUAAUUUAUCCAUCUGGCAUAACGACACAUUGGGCCGGAAUAGUUUUCUUGGAGAGGUGGAUCUGGAUUUAGCCAGCUGGGACUGGAGUAAUCGGGAACUAAACUGGUAUCUUCUAAAAUCGAGGAUUCCGGCAGUGGGAGACGGAGUGGACCACAGGGGAGAAAUAAACCUCGCUAUCAAGUACAUCCCAGUUGGCACCCUCGGCACUGGUGACCCACCUACUGGGGAGGUUCACAUCUGGAUGAAAAAUGCCAGGGACCUGCUGCAGCUGCGACCAUCCGGAGUGGACUCAUUUGUGAAAUGUUACGUGCUCCCUGACACAAGUAAGAAGAGCUACCAGAAGACCCGGAUAGUGAAGAAGGACAUCAAUCCAACUUACAACCACACCAUUGUAUACGAUGGCUUCAGAACAGAGGAUCUCAAGGAAGCUUGUGUGGAGCUGACCGUUUGGGACCAUGAGAAACUGAGUAAUCAGUUUCUCGGUGGACUCCGGCUGGGUCUUGGUACAGGAUAUAGUUAUGGGAUCCCAGUGGAAUGGAUGGACUCUACCGAAGAAGAGGCGGCUCUCUGGCAAGAAAUGAUGUCCAAUCCAAACGAGUGGAUCCCAGGCUCGUUGGCACUUCGGUCUCGACUCGGUGGCAAGAAGCUUAAAUGAAAGAGCACUUUGUGCAAAAAAAAAAUGACAUUUUAGGGUCUUAAUUGCCAAAACAAAACACAUAUUAAAUACUGAUGUUGCACUUA